Molecule: messenger RNA, 747 nt
Organism: Aureococcus anophagefferens
Lineage: Eukaryota; Pelagophyceae; Pelagomonadales; Pelagomonadaceae
Exons: 1
Coding region: 1-747 (248 amino acids)
Biological process (GO): triglyceride biosynthetic process
Cellular component (GO): endoplasmic reticulum membrane
Molecular function (GO): diacylglycerol O-acyltransferase activity
Source: RefSeq, a predicted model, not a curated record
AUGCGCUCGAAGCUCUGGAGCCUGCUCUUCAGCUGGUUCCCCGUGACCAUCGAGACGCCGGCGGACCUGAAGCUCGACGGCGGCAAGAUCUACGUGUUCGCCGUGCACCCCCACGGCGUCCUCGCCUUCAACCGGGCCGCCUUCGGCUUUGACAUCGACACGCUCUGGAACGCGGCGUUCCCGGGCGUCGACUUCCGCGUGCUCACGGCGACGGCCGCGUUCUACGUGCCCAUCAUCCGCGAGCUCUGGCUCUGGAGCUACUGCGUCGACGCGUCGAAGCGGACGGCCCGCCGGGUCCUCGCCGCGCGCAAGUCCAUCCUCGUCUACCCGGGCGGCGAGCGCGAGCAGAUCCUGACGAGGCGCGGCGAGCACGUGCUCUACCUCAGCAAGCGCAAGGGCUUCGUGAAGAUCGCGCUCGAGCACGGCGCGGAGCUCGUGCCCAUGUACGCCUUCGGCGACACGGACCUCUUCGAGCACCACGCGUUCCUCCUCGGCUUCCGCAAGUGGCUCGUGAGGACGCUCGGCGUCGCGAUCCCCCUCAUCACGGGCUCCGUCGGCCUGCUGCCGCACCGGCGGCCCGUGCGCAUCGUCGUCGGCGCGCCCCUGCCCUGCCCCUGCGCCGACGGCUGCCCGACGCAGAAGGACGUCGACGCGGCCCACGCGGCCUACGUCGCCGCGCUCCGCGCGCUCUUCGACGCGCACAAGGCGCGCUGCGGCCACGCGGCCGCGGAGCUCGUCAUCACCUAG